AUGGAUUCGGCCUUUAGGUGUGCUACCUUCGCCUGCUUAUUGUUAUUUGCCUCUACGGCACAUCUCGUGGAAGCUGAUAAGCUUAGCGAACUGAGAGCUUUGGUAUUCAAUAAGAAAACUUCCUUGUCACGAGUAAAGAGGAGUUGCUGUUCAUCGGCUUUGAUGUCAUGCUGUCCUCCGACAGCACUUUCUUGUUUUGGAGCUUGUAACGCACAAUGUGUUCCAAUGUGUAGAACACCGACGUGCAUUACAGGAUGCACUAAUAGCUGCUGUCAAACGUGUGCUAUUCCAGUUGUUGUAGUUCCUGUGGCAGGCACACAACCUACAAUUCCUCCCUCACAACCACCUCCACCAACAACCCUCCCACCUCCUCCACCACCUCCACCAACAACCCUCCCACCUCCUCCACCACCUCCACCAACAACCCUCCCACCUCCUCCACCACCUCCACCAACAACCCUCCCACCUCCUCCACCACCUCCACCAACAACCCUCCCACCUCCUCCACCACCUCCACCAACCACUCUUCCACCACCACCACCUCCUCCACCAAUUACUCUUCCUCCUCCACCUCCUCCUCCACCAGUCGCCACAUCUGCCCCAGCCACAUGCGACAUCUGUCAACAGACUUGCAGGACCUGCCCGACACAGAUCUGUAUCAGCCUCUGCAUGCCAAAGUGUGUAUCUGUGUGUUCAACUGGUGGGUUACCAGCUACUACUGGUGCUCCGCUACCACCGCCGCCUCCUCCAAUUACUCUUCCACCACCACCUCCUCCACCAGCUACUCUUCCACCACCACCUCCUCCACCAGCUACUCUUCCACCACCACCACCUCCUCCACCAGCUACUCUUCCACCACCACCUCCUCCUCCACCAACUACUCUUCCACCUCCACCGCCUCCUCCACCAACCACUCUUCCACCACCACCACCUCCUCCACCAACUACUCUUCCUCCUCCACCUCCUCCUCCGCCGGUCACUACUGCUCCACCUGCGACUUCAUGUCAAGUCUGCUUGGUACCCUGCCAGCUACAAUGCCAGGUUGUGCGCCCCGUUAGCGUUUGUAUGCCAAUGUGCCAGCAAAUGUGUUGUAUGUAA
Molecule: messenger RNA, 1098 nt
Organism: Cylicocyclus nassatus
Lineage: Eukaryota; Metazoa; Nematoda; Chromadorea; Rhabditida; Strongylidae
Source: the annotation of a GenBank genome assembly